AUGUCAGAGAUUGCAGCAGCUAAUGUCAAAACUCGGUUUCUAGUUUUUUCCGACACACAUGGGGUUAAUAGUCCACCAGACUUCGUCUCGGGUCAAUAUGUGGAUGUCGCGAUUCACUGUGGGGAUCUCACUACAGAAUCGAAAAUCGACGAGUACAAAGCCUCGAUUCGUUUCCUGCAAGCCGUAAAUGCCCCUCUUAAACUUGUGAUCGCUGGCAAUCAUGACUUUACUAUGGACAUCCCAAUUUUCCAAAGAAAAGUCGCACAAGCCCAACCCUUGGAUCCUCAAUUAGUUCAAAAGGUCUACGGCAACUACGAAGAAGCUCGAGGGUUAUUCAACGAGGAAGAAACGGGUAUCACUUUCUUAGAUGAAGGAACCCACUCUUUCCGCUUACAAAAUGGUGCCCUAUUGAGGGUUUACGCCAGCCCAUACACCCCAUCGCUUGGCGAUUGGGGAUUUCAGUAUCACCCCGACCGUGGACAUGACUUUCAAAUCGAGAACGUCGAUGUCGUGAUAACACAUGGACCUCCAAAGGGUAUCAUGGACUACACACACUCUGGCCAGCGCGCCGGCUGCCCACAUCUGUUCAGGGCUAUAGCUCGAGCCCAACAUCGGCCCCUGAUGCAUUGUUUUGGUCACAUCCACGAAGGAUGGGGUGCUAAGCUUGUCCGAUGGCGCCAGAAAAUCAGCCUGGAGCCUUCUCACUUGACUGAUAUCGACAACGAAAAUUCUGUUCUCAUAUCCCGACUCUCCACUAUCAAAGGCAAAGGGAGUACCCCAGAGUGCUCUAGUACGAAGAAUUUCUCCGAGUAUCACGGUCCGCUGAAACGGGGCUCUGAAACACUUUUUAUCAACGCCGCAUUUCAGGGUUCCGAAGUCCCUUUGAUACAACCACCGUGGCUUGUCUCCCUCGGUCUUCCAGCAGUGGUAUGA
Molecule: messenger RNA, 933 nt
Organism: Penicillium concentricum
Lineage: Eukaryota; Fungi; Ascomycota; Eurotiomycetes; Eurotiales; Aspergillaceae
Product: metallophosphatase domain-containing protein
Exons: 1
Coding region: 1-933 (310 amino acids)
Molecular function (GO): hydrolase activity
Source: RefSeq, a predicted model, not a curated record